AUGACUAUAAUCUCUCUCUUCCAAGAGAUAGCACAAGCAAUACCUAACUGUACCUUUGUUUUGGACGGCCUUGAUGAAUGUACUUGGGUUGGCCUUCAUCACCAAAGCCAUGACUCGAUCAAGUCCUUCCUGCAAGUCGUUGGAGAAACAACAGAGAGAUCUACUAGUCGUUUCAUGCUUUUUAGCCGCAACGAUGAGAGUAUCCGAAACAGCUUGCACAAUAGUCUUACUCGCGGUUUUAAUGAAAUACAGGUGAUAGCUCGGGAUGUAUAUGACGAUGUCGUUUCUUAUUCAAGAACUAUCGUCAACGAAAGAUUAUCAAACAAGCCCCAAGAUCUCAGAGAGGAUAUUUCGCAACAAUUGGCUGACCAAUGCGAUGGGCAAUUCCUCUGGGUACGGUUGCAAGCAACGAAGCUGCAAAAGAUAUCGAAUAAAUUUCAACUUCAAAGAGACAUCAGCAAUACUCCGACUGGCCUUGGACAACUAUAUGAGCGAGAAUGGCAGUCUAUCAGUACGAAUCCUGACGUAGACACAGAACGGGCACUCUCUCUUCUUAAGUGGGCUGCAUUUUCUAUCCGACCUCUGUCAGUUAGUGAGAUCGCUGUAGCGGUGCUUAUCAACCCCGGAUGCCCUGGUGUGCCAGUCGAAGAGCUACCAGAUUUUGAUGACGGGCUACAUCUUAUAGAGAAUAUCAAAGCCCACAGUGGCUCACUUCUUGAAAUCACAACCGGCGACAAGAGUACGAAGGGAACAGAGAAUACACAAGACAUACGCUCUAUGAUGGUGCAUAUAACUCACUUCUCUGUCAAGGAGUUCAUUAUCGCAAGAUUUCUGAUUUCUGACGUUUCACUUAAACGCAAUUCGGCAAUUUCUGCACCAUACGAGAAACGUCAGCAUAGCGCUCUUGCUGAAGCUUGCCUUCAAUAUAUCUUUCAUCCCCAGUUAUGGAAAAUGAAUGCUCUGCCAAAGGAAGCGCAUGGAUUUGAAACAGCUUUCCUCGAUUAUGCCGCAGAAAGCUGGUACACACACAUGCAAACCGUGGAUCAGAGAAUGCUGAGCGAUACAACUGGAUCCUUUGAUGAAUGGAGACGGUGGAUCAAUACACAAGCGUAUAACCGUGGUGUAUUGUCGCAAGUCCCUGAUGAAGACGAACAGGGAAAUCGAUUGCCUUAUGCUAUAUCCAUGCGACUUAUAAAUGCCACAGAAGAUCUUCUAAUGGCAGGGAACCUAGAGAUCAACGGAAGAGGAUACCACGGAGAAACGCCUCUCACGGCAAGUUGCCGUACUGGUCAAGUUGAGGUUGUCAGCCGUCUCCUCUCUUCUGGCGCAGACAUACCCUUACCAAGCCUGGGGGGCUUUAUGCCCCUGUGCAUUGCGGUAGAUCAAGGAUAUAUGGAUGUGGCUCGGGUUCUCUUGGAGGCGGGCGCUGAUGUUGACAUUAGAGAUAUCGAGGAAAUCGGACGAACCCCACUGAUCUGGGCCUCGUCUCAUGGCCACCUAGAGCUGGCCAAGUUGCUAGUUGGCCAUAGGGCUGAUAUCUCUUUACCAGACAAGUUGGGUAAUACACCCCUACUGGCGGCCGUUCAAGAAGGUCACCUUCAAGUCGCCCAGCUGCUGGUCGACUCUGGGGCUGGCAUCACUGCGUCUAGUAAUGGCGGACACUCACCCUUGUUCUUCGCUUGCAUGAACGGCAAUGUACCCAUCACAGACCAUGGCAGCGAUGAGAAGAGCUCCGCGCUUCAUGCCGCCGCCUCUGGAGGCCAUCUGGAAGUGGCCAAGCUCUUGCUGAACAAAGGAGCACAAGUUGACUGCUUUGAUGAGGCCAGAAAGACACCAGUGUACAAAGCUGUCGAUGGUGGUUAUUCCAAAAUGACGGAGCUUCUCAUUAAGGAAGGGGCAGACUUCGGCACGAAGGGGCCACUCGGAAAUUACCCACCUGCUGAUCAGGGCGAAAAGGAUCUUAUCCUCACCCGGGAUGGUGUCGGAGAUAGCCCACUGAUCUCAGCUCUGUAUGCCGGACAUCUGGAAUUGGCUCAACUUUUACUCGAGGAAGAACCAACUCUGAUUGCUUUCGUAGACGACCAAGGUUGGACUCCGCUGCAUACAGCCGCGUCAUUUGGCCAUCUGGAACUUUGCGAGCUCCUUUUAGGCAAGGAGGCCAAUCCAUCAUGUCAAACCGAAGAGGGGAAUACUCCACUUCACAUCACUGCAAGUGAAGGCUACCUAGAAGUUUGCUUGCUCCUUUUAGGAAAGGGAGCGAGGCCAUCAUGCCAAAACAAAGACACGCUUAACCUCUUCGGCCGUCCGUCGUUGUCCGAUGCAGCGCGUCGUGGCCAGAUUGAUGUUGUCAAGGCAUUGAUCUGCAACAACGCUAGGGCAGACAUAUCGGAUGGGCUUGGCCUGCUACCUUUAUUUUAUGCUUUGCGCAACGGCCAUAGCGAGGUUGUACAGCUCUUGUUACCGAAAACUCCGGGAUGGAAGAAUUGGAAGGACGGCCUCGGGCGAGAUUUUGUUUGGUGGGCACAUCAUAUCAGGUCUCCACGGAUCACGCAGCUCCUGAUGGACCAUGGUGCUGAUAUCAAAAGCUGCCGCAGUGAGGAUGGCGCGAGAGACAUCUCAAGUGACCCGCCUCCCUUGAGCAAAUCAAGAGGCUAUUGUGAUUGCUGUAUAGGCUCGGUGUUGCGGGGUACGCCGCUCUACUUUUGUACCAUAUGUUGGGCUGGACAAUUUUGCAUUUGCGUCGAAUGUUUUGAAGGGGGGCUAAGAUGUUUUGACAAUUCUCAUGAAUUGACAUUAAACUAA
This is a messenger RNA of Clonostachys rhizophaga, 2802 nucleotides long. NCBI's taxonomy places the organism in Eukaryota, Fungi, Ascomycota, Sordariomycetes, Hypocreales, Bionectriaceae. The record is from the annotation of a GenBank genome assembly.